Aquila chrysaetos chrysaetos is the source of this 1646-nucleotide messenger RNA. RefSeq names its product translation initiation factor IF-2-like. The record is from RefSeq and is a predicted model, not a curated record. The transcript is spliced from 4 exons. Lineage: Eukaryota; Metazoa; Chordata; Aves; Accipitriformes; Accipitridae. Bases 1 to 1164 code for a protein of 387 amino acids.
AUGGCGAGAGCGGGGAGCCCGGGCAGGACCCGCCGGGCCCGGGUCACCCGCAGGGGCUCUCACGGCGCAGGCGGACCGCCGGGGCGACCCACGCGUGUCCCGGGCGCACCGCGGCCUGCCCCCUCCGUCUCGCAGGGGCUUGCAUCCCGCUCCCCCGGGAGAGCUUCGGGCGGGCUUGGGGCGGCCACAGCGCGUCCGAGAAGCCGCAAGGGCUGGGCCGGGCUUUGGAGGUUUCUUUUGACCCACGCACGAGCGUCCCCCCUCGGAGAACGUUUCACAGGGGAAGAAGCCAAACCUCAGCCUAAACUUUGGCCUGGCAGGCCGGGGCCGGGGUCGGCUUGCGGACAGCGCCGCGGCUCAGGCGAGCCGUCGGGCCGCAGCCCCCGUUUGCCGGCCGGCAGGCAGCGGGAGGAGGCAGCAGCCCCCGCCGCUGCCCGUUCUUGCGUGGAAAUUGGCGACCGGAGCCGCCAGGUACCUCCUCCCGGCCGCGGGACCGCCGCGCCCGGGCCCUCCGCGCCCGCUGACAGGGUCCGGCGCGGCGGGCCCGCACGCCCCCGCGGAGGGGCGCGGAAAGGCGGGCUGGCGGCGGGACUGCGGCGAGGAGGGCUGUCGUCGGGGGGCCGCGUCCCAGCCGCCCUUCCCUGGGUAACGCCGGGGGCUCGCCGGUCGCGGCGGAGGCUCGGUCGCCCUGCUCGGGCGUGGGAAGGUCCGGUAGCCGAGAGGCGACCGUACCUCUUCAGCCCCCAAACGCCGGCUUGCCUUCCCAGCCCUAGGUGCCUCUGCUCGAUCAGGGCGUCAGUGGGAGAGAGAGAUACCCUAGAAAGGUGGCUCUUCCUCCGAAAUAACACGAAACAAAAUAACGGCGUAAAACCUAAAACACCGCUUACCUGUCCGCCAGCAUCUCCAAAUAUUCCUUACGGUGCGUUAGCGGGAACGCUCCCUCUGAUGCUUCACUAUAAUAUACCGGAUUUAAAUGAGCGGCUCCACCAAAAGGAUGGGCAGAGGGAAACAAACGUCCCCUGCAAAGUUGCCGCGAUAAAUCAAAUAUGCCAGCUAAAAGAAAGAGAGCCCUCGACCCCUCCGCCUAAUAACACGGUUGACGUGAAUCCGAGGAGUUUCUGUAUCGCUUCCUCGUGGCUUGCCAAAUUUAGGCUUUGCUGCUAAUUCGGGAGGCCAGGAGAGCCCGAGGUGGGCGAGAGGCGAGAGCGGGACCCCCCCUUAACCGCGUUAUUUUUAAACCCCGCACCUCGGCGGGGCCAGCGCGGUGCUGGUUCAUUUGGUUUCGUGGCGUUGGCAGCGCCUGCGGAACCAUCUGCGCGGGGCUGCGAGCGAGCCCUGAUAAGCUCGGAAUUACUCUGUAAUUGAAAAUAUAUUUUUGGGAAAGGCUGGUUUUACAAAUAUCAAGGGUGUAGGCUUUUGAUCCUUUCUGCUGCCUGUGUUCUCCAGUUGCUAAUAAAACUCGCAUUGAGCUCCUUAGUGGCUUGAUUAACAGGCAGAUUAACUGUUACUGGGGUUUUGAACAGCUUGUCCCAAUCAAUAGCAUUUAAAAAGCCCGUCAGGAUGCGCUAAGCUUCCACCGCCCCCCCUCCUUCUUUUCUGAAGGCUUUUCGAGCGGGUCCGGUUGCAUGACACUUUUCACAUAUAUA